UCGGAACGUUCAACAUCGAUCUGUAAAACUUUGACCAACGGUCCAACAUGUGGCUACUUCGCUGACAUUUUUACGCAUACGGCUUUGAUUAUCUUUGAAGACUCUAUCUUACGUAGACCGGUAUUACCACAUUCUACCAAGUAACCUCUUACGUUAUUUACUGUACUCGCGGCUGGACUCAAAAUGUCAGCGGCGCGGUCGUCAUUGCCGCCAGUUGCGGAGAAUCCUUCAGACAAAACGACAGGUUUGGGACAAAGCGCUCGUCGUUCGACGAGGGCUCAUCACGCUGACGAAGUUCACAUUGGCAACUACAAGUUGCUGAAGACAAUCGGUAAAGGCAAUUUUGCAAAAGUCAAGCUAGCUACACAUGUUCUGACCGACGUGGAGGUUGCCAUCAAGAUCAUCGACAAGACUCAACUCAAUCCGAGUAGUUUGCAAAAGUUAAUUCGUGAGGUGCGCAUUAUGAAGAUGCUGGAUCAUCCCAACAUCGUGAAACUGUUUGAAGUGAUUCAAACCGACAAGACGUUAUACCUUGUAAUGGAGUAUGCUAGCGGAGGAGAGGUGUUUGAUUAUCUUGUGGCUCACGGAAGAAUGAAGGAGAAAGAAGCGCGCGCGAAGUUUAGGCAGAUUGUGUCUGCUGUUCAAUAUUGUCAUCAGCUUCACAUUAUUCACAGAGAUCUGAAGGCCGAAAACUUGCUUUUGGAUGCUGAUAUGAACAUCAAGAUUGCUGAUUUUGGAUUUAGUAACGAGUUUACUUUUGGCAACAAAUUAGACACAUUCUGUGGUAGCCCACCUUAUGCUGCACCUGAGCUAUUUCAAGGGAAGAAAUAUGAUGGUCCUGAGGUAGAUGUCUGGAGCCUUGGUGUCAUCUUGUACACUCUUGUUAGCGGUAGCUUGCCAUUUGAUGGACAGAACUUGAAGGAGCUAAGAGAACGUGUGCUAAGAGGGAAAUAUAGAAUACCUUUCUACAUGUCAACAGACUGUGAAAAUCUUCUUAAGAAGCUGCUAGUGUUGAAUCCUGCAAAAAGACAAGAGCUAGCGUCCGUUAUGGAAGACAGGUGGGUGAAUAUUGGCUAUGAAGAUAAUGAACUACAGCCCUAUGUUGAACCAGAACCUGAUUACAAUGAUCCAGAGAGAAUAGAAGUUAUGGUGAGAAUGGGUUAUUCAAGAGAUAGUGUGAGGGAGAGUGUUAGGACAAACCAGUACAAUGACUUAAUGGCAACAUAUCUACUAUUGAGUCGAGCAAGGAAAGCAUUGGAGCUGGACUGCCUAGCAGCCGAAGAUACAUUCAAACACGGCAGACCUAUGCAUAGUCUUGGGGCAUCGAGUGUUCGUUCUCGAAAGGGAGCAUCUAGUGGUGCUAAUUGGAUUGGGCACUUAGGAACUUCAAAAAUAAAGUCUAAUGGAGUUCAAAAGCACUUCCCUUCAUCUUCAGCAGUUAGACCUGAUGAGUCUCAUAUUUUGAAGGAAUCAGACAGUGCAACAGUGCCAAAUCCAAGCAGACCAGACAGACCAGACAGACCAAGUCGACGGAAUAGAAGCAGAAGUGCUGUUCAUAGACGAAAUACUGUGUCAUAUGGUCCAGGGGCAGGACCAUUACUGGAUCGUCACUUGUUGAGUCAAGGAUGUGAUGACUCAAGAAAUCAGCGUUUGCAAUCUUCUCCUCCAACUGAUGCUCUUCGUUUAGAUGGUUUACCUUCAUACGAAUUGUCAACAACAGAUGACCUUCGUCGUAGAAGCGCAGCAACAGCAUCAAGCACAACUGGUUUUCAUCCUCGAGGCAGUGUACAGCGUAGCACUUUUCAUGCAGGGCAGACAAGAACUAAAAUAUUUCAACAGCAAAAUGGUGGUAUUGUGGAUGACUCAAGCCCAACUGGGCACAGGGGCUCACUGUUCUCAAAGUUGACAUCCAAAUUCUCAAAGAAAAUGUCAAUAGAUCAGGAUAUCAAACCUCGGGCACUCCGCUUUACUUGGAACAUGAAGACCACGAGCUCUCUCGAUCCCAAUAUAAUUAUGAAACGUAUACGAGAUGCUCUGGAUGCUAAUGGAUGUGAUUAUGAGCAACGUGAGAGGUAUUUAUUAUUGUGUGAGCAAGGUGAGGGUGAGGAUGCUUUACAGUUUGAGAUGGAGGUCUGUCGACUUCCUCGUCUUGCGCUGCACGGCGUUCGAUACAAACGGAUUUCAGGCAACUCACUGUCGUACAAGACCAUUGCUUCUAAGCUGAGCAAUGACUUGAUGGUCUAGGAUAUAUGGUAUUGACUGAAGACAAUGGUAGAAAUGUAGUUUUAUUAUGAACAAAUUUCACUUUCACAGAAUGUUUGAAUUUAUUUGGGACAGUUUUAGGCACAUAAUGGAAUGAUACCAUGCAGACAGAAAAAUUUGUAAAAUCCCUCAAGAGAAGAGGGUUGUACAGAAGCAGAUUGCUGCACAGGGUCACUGAACUGUGCAGCUUUUAGAAUGUAAUGCACUGACAGUCAUGGUGCAAGCAGAAUCAUUUGUGAACUUGUUGCUGUGUGUACUUUGCAGGUUUGGAGGCUAAUUUACAUAU
Messenger RNA from Corticium candelabrum, 2548 nucleotides. Its product is annotated as serine/threonine-protein kinase MARK2-like. Lineage: Eukaryota; Metazoa; Porifera; Homoscleromorpha; Homosclerophorida; Plakinidae. The coding region runs from base 184 to 2244 and encodes 686 amino acids. Gene Ontology annotation, biological process: microtubule cytoskeleton organization; intracellular signal transduction; protein phosphorylation. Gene Ontology annotation, molecular function: tau-protein kinase activity; ATP binding; protein serine/threonine kinase activity. The record is from RefSeq and is a predicted model, not a curated record. The transcript is spliced from 18 exons. Gene Ontology annotation, cellular component: cytoplasm.